UACCCAACAAUAUACCGAAACCCUAAAAUAAUUAAGAAUUAAGAAAAUCAAACUGUUUAUCGAAUUUUGAAACGUGCAGACAAUGGAGAACUCGAGUCCAUCAACAAGCCGGAAACGCCAACGGGCCGACGAGCCCGAGCCCGAGCCCGAGCCCGAGCCCGAACCGGACCUAAACGAUGCUGAAUUAGUAUCAAUGGAGGAAAAUUUCAACUUUAGUGAUACUUUAGUGGCUCUUCGUAUGAUGCGUGCUCAAUUUCCCCGUAUCGAAAAGGUUUCAAUUCAGCCUUUUAUUUUGCGGUCACAGUUAUAUAGCAGUGUAAAGGACAGGACACAAGUGGAUAGAGAGUUGGAGUCCCUAAGGAGGGAAAGAGUUCUACGUACUUUCAAAUUAAAUACUGGACAGGAUGAUCAUGCUAUAAUGUUUUUGGAUGACUACCUUGGUCAGAUCGAACGUGUCAGUAAAAGAUUGGAAGCACAGAAGCAAGAAGACCUAUUUGUUUUUGAAUGGUUCAAGGAGCAUGUAAUUUAUUCAAAGCUAGAUCCCAGCAUUGGACAUGAAGAACUUCGUUCCCUUCUGUCGUUGGGGGGCAAGGUGAAGGAGGAACACAUCUCCCUCUUAAUAAAUGCUGGACUUCUGACUCGACAACUUAUUGAUCCGAACAUGUACUGGUUUGCGAUUCCAAAUAUUGGAUCAGUUCUCAAGGGCCUCUCACAGGGAAGAAAGGAGCUUAUGUCUUUUCUCAAUCGUAGAAAGUACAAAGAGAUGGCAAUGGCUGCUCUGGAAAAGAAGCGUCUUCGACUCUCUCCACUAGAUAUGAGAUUUCAUCUCAGAGAUUUGCUUGGAUCAGGUCAUCUCAAAACUGUUGAGUCACCCACAGGUUUACUUGUUAAGGUUGUGAAGGAUUAGCUUAGAUUUUUACCUUAUUUUCGUAAUGACAAAUUUCUUUGCAAGACCAUAGUAACAAGAGCUCAAAUUGCUUGUAUGGAGACUGAUUAACAUAACAUUUGCAUAUGAAUUUUAUGUAUAUCACACAUAAAUAGACAGUGUGAUGAAUUUUCACACCAUCAAGGUACUUUACUGCUUAGAGCAGUUUAUUUACUUCA
Lycium ferocissimum is the source of this 1104-nucleotide messenger RNA. RefSeq lists its product as uncharacterized. The transcript is spliced from 7 exons. The record is from RefSeq and is a predicted model, not a curated record. Lineage: Eukaryota; Viridiplantae; Streptophyta; Magnoliopsida; Solanales; Solanaceae. Bases 83 to 907 code for a protein of 274 amino acids. Gene Ontology annotation, molecular function: protein serine/threonine kinase activity. Gene Ontology annotation, biological process: protein phosphorylation.